CUCGAUAUUCAGAAAAUCUGAAGCGCCAUCUGUGGAAGGAAAAAGAAGAGUCAACUCGAGAGAAAUUGUUGUCAAAUUUCUUUUUUGACAGUCAUGGCCAACAACAGAGAGAUCCUAAUGUCGGAGCUAGAACAGAUAAAGCAGAAAGUCCCCAGUAUAGAGGGGGUCACCCUAGAGGCUUGUCUACCUGAAAUUGUUCGCCUUCAUAUUUAUGUAGAUGACAUGAGACAGAUGACUGCAGUGAUGCAGUUCCUGGAGAACUACCCCACAGAACCUGUGGUGGUGGAACUCAAGAGUAAGACCCUGACUGAGAAACUACUGGACGGGGUGGUCAAGGUCUGUGAUGCUGAGGCCCGCAAAUAUAUAGGUCAAAAACAGGUUGUUCUCAUGGUACACUUCCUGAAGCAAUUUUUAAUCGACAACCCCCUAUGUAUUGUGAACGACGAAGUUGGAAAAGUGAAAAAGGAAUUACUGUCAGACGAGGAUAAGUGUAAGCUGAUGCAGUCUAGCUCCCAGAUCUUACUGAAGAUCAAAGAAGAGGAGUACUACAUGGGCUUCAAGAUCACAGUUCCUCCAGACUACCCAGCAAAACAAAUACAGUUAGAAAUGUCAGAAAACAACUUUCCUGAUAUCCUGAAGACAAAUUUCCUCGGUCAAGCGGUAGAAAUAGCCAGACAGUGUGUCCAGCCACCACUCAAAAAGAAACCAAAGGAACCUCCAUUUGAGCCUAAACCCUCAUUGUACCCAGUAUGUGAAUAUCUAAUAGAGCAGUGCAUCAAGAGAUAUGCCAAGGAGAAAUGUCCCCUAUGUAAUGAACGAGUUCUACCCCAAAAGCCAGAGGAUGUAACGAAACUAGACAAGAAGAAGAGGAUAGAGCGAGUGUAUUGCGGUCAUUUAUAUCAUUAUUUCUGUUUAUACAAAUUUAUGAAAACACCUCCUUUCACAGCGGGGAAAUUUUGCCCGUCUUGUGGUAAGCAAAUCUUUCACGACAAGUUCAAAGUGUCAGCAGAAUUGCAGGAAGCCCGAUGGGCACACAAGCAGGCCAGGCAGCGAGAAUUAGCGGAAGUCGUAGACUUUUUAGAAUAACACUUGUAGACCUUAGAUAGUAUUUUUUAAGAAAUUGUGAUAUUUUUAUGGAAGGAGAAGUAAAGAAACACAUUUUUUAUGUUGAACUUUUAACAUUUACUCAAAUUAUGUAUUUCAUGCACAGUUUUGGACACUGUCAAAUUACAACUACAAUAUGACCAACGGUUUAGAUUUUCAAUAAUUAGAAAGCUAAUUUUCUUAUCUGUUUUUUUAACCUUCUUCAUUGCUCAAGGAUUGAAACUGUGGCUUUUAAUUAGGGCGGCUUUUGUUUUGUGUACCUGGGUCUAUUUAUGCUCAGUAAAACAGGCAUGUUAUGGCAACAGUGCAAUUAUUUUUUUUUUUCCGUUAUUUCAGUAUCUAAAAAAUACAUUGGAAUCAUUCAAUUUGGUUGGUAGUCACAGUGUUCGAUUUUGGGGGGAAGAUAUGCACCCCUUUACUGAUGUAUUUACAGGUUCAAGUAUUUUUUUUUUUAAAUUGAUAUUUAUUCAAGAAAAAUUUGUAGCUUCAUUGUUACAAGCUCGUGUUAUUUUGAAAAAGAAUCAAUCAGUCAAAAAUAUAUGUGCCACAAAAUUGAAUGGUUCCACAGUAGUCGUUAUUAAGUUACAAACAUAUUGUGUUGUAACCUGUGUUUCAGCGUUUGUUUCUCCCUGCCAUUGUUGUAGAUCUAUAAUCAGUUUAAUACGUUUGUAGUUGGUUAUUUUAAAAUACACCCCGCUCUUUAUUUCAUUUAAAUCUUCUUCCAGGCACACAUAAUGUUAUUUUUUUGUUUUGAAAGUAUUUUUUAAAAAUUGAAUUGGGACUUAAUAUGAAAUCUCUGGGAAUAUUUACAAAAUCUGGCACCAAAAUAUUUCUGAAAUAAUGACAUACAGGUACAUGUCCAAUCAGUCACAGCAUCUUACGCCUUUUCUGCAAAGCUUGAAAAAAACUUUAAUUAUAUUAAUACCUAACAGAACUGGAUAUAAAUUUUAAUUCUGUAAUUCCCUUAUUUUACACAAGUACUUAAUUCUGUGAUUUCGCUGUUUUGCAUCAUAUCACAAGAAUAUAAAAUCGCGAGCACCAAUUACUUGUUUUGAUUUCAUGUUGUACAAAACUGUCUGAAAAAUAAGAGCGAGAUUUUAAAAUCCACGAGGACUGCUUCUCGUGAAUUUACGUGGAAAUUAAUUCCUCGCGUUGAAUAAGGAUUUUACAGUACUACAUUGAGUUGUUUUCAAAUAGUUUUCAAAAAAAUUGUCUGAUUAGAAUCUAAGGUUUGCUUUCUGAAGUAAACAUUUUGGUUUAUUAUAACUUAUUAAGCUCUGAAUUUGACAGAAGUUAUCCCAUAUUUAUAUUUUAUGUAUUUAAUUUAACAAAGAAUCUGUUGUGUGUCUGUUUGUUAGAAAGGCCUACGGAGAUGUUAUAAAAGUUAAGCUAUACGUGUAUUAUACUGUAGUUGUUAUGAUGAAGAAAAUCGCAAUCAUAUGUUAUUACAAACUGAUCAUUGCAAAGCCAUUUCUGUGUUGUCAGUCAACGAUAUAUUUUUCAGUUAGGUAUUAUGUCCUGGUUAAGUAAAUGUAUCUUUACCAGAAGUAGCAUUUAAGUGUUGUUUAUUAUUAGGUAUAGAUUGAUGGAAUCUCAGGUCAAAGUUUUUCUUAGAAUUAAGUAAACUUGCAAACAUUAAUUAUGUUUUUAUUAUAUGAUUAAAGAACAUGUAAAAGAAUAUGAUGAUUUAAAUUUAAUUGAAUCUCAAAAGUAACAAGUAUUUUUUUUUUCUUCAAGAUAAUACCAAAUUGUGUACAUAGAAUUUCAUGCAAGAAUUACCUAUGAUAAAAUUUGGUAGAUUUUAGUAUUUAUAAUAAAUUAAGAAUCUAAUCAUGUUUAACAUGCUUUUGUAUUCUGAUUAGCUUUAUAGAAUUCAGUUUCAAUUAUUUAUGAGAGAGAGAGAGAGAGAGAGAGAGAGAGAGCAAGCAAUUAGAUGUCAUUUCCUUAUUUCAAAAGGAAUGUGUGUAUCUAUCAUUGUGCUAUGAAGCAUUCUGCAUACAUGUUUAUGCCUGUGUUUUAUAAUUGUGUCAUGUGACACUAUAUUAUGUGACUUAACUGAUUAUAUCAUGUGACUGCAUCAUAUACUUGUUCCUUAGCUUCUGUUAUGAACAAUGAAAUGCUUUGUACUUUUUAAAUUAGAGUACAAAUAUAAUAUUGUAUAUAUAU
Molecule: messenger RNA, 3270 nt
Organism: Magallana angulata
Lineage: Eukaryota; Metazoa; Mollusca; Bivalvia; Ostreida; Ostreidae
Exons: 8
Coding region: 94-1086 (330 amino acids)
Molecular function (GO): protein binding
Source: RefSeq, a predicted model, not a curated record